This is a messenger RNA of Pichia membranifaciens NRRL Y-2026, 1800 nucleotides long. RefSeq lists its product as hypothetical. The transcript has a single exon. Bases 47 to 1705 code for a protein of 552 amino acids. The record is from RefSeq and is a predicted model, not a curated record. NCBI's taxonomy places the organism in Eukaryota, Fungi, Ascomycota, Pichiomycetes, Pichiales, Pichiaceae.
CAUAAUACGUGGAAUAAAACAGCUGCCGACAAGGUAGAGCCAUACGAUGCCACCAAUCGAUGACUUUUUUGCCUUUACCAACGACGACUUUAGUUCGCCUCCGCAACAAAAGAAGAGAAAAAAGAAGAAGAGUGUCAAAACUGAGAUUAAUGAACUCGGAAGCCGCCAACUGUUAGGAGAAAAGAUAAGCGAUACAAAAGUAUCCAUCAAAAAAAAUAGAAAUACUGUGCAACCUAGUGAUGCUGUUGAAAUAGAGGAAGUGGAAGACGAUGCCAAAGACGAAGCUGCUUUGGCAAACCUGCUAGGACUUUCGGUAUCAUCUCCCCUCCCCAUUGUUGAUGCAAGCGUCUCCACUGACACAACAAACACCAACGAGGAAGUAAGGUCUUCAAUGAGCGAUCGGGAAUCUCGACUAUUAAAUCGUACAACAAUAGCAACUGAAUCUGCCACAAAAGUAACUAUUAGUCAGACUCAAACAAAUAACAACAACUCAGCCGCAGAUCCCGACGAUUUUCUCAGCUCCAUAAACAGCUAUGUAACAUCGAUUAAGGAGAAAGAGCACGAAAUUCAAGAUCUACUUCAAUCUCAUCAGCAAGAAGAAAUUGUAAUAAAUGGAGUUAAAAUUUCUCCUAAAUCAGUAAAGUUUGAGUUUCACAUUGACAUCCAAGCUGCCGGUCAAGUUUCUGGAUCUUACGAUUUACAAGUCAAAGGAUCAACUAAAAUAUCGAAGAUUGUCAAUACUUUGAUGCCUCUGUUCAACAAAGAGGCCAAUCCACAAUGUCCUGCCAACGAGUGGGGGUCACUUGUCAUAUAUGUAAAAAACUUGAAUAUUAUACUUCAUCCGUCCUUACGAUGUAUGUCUUUGCUAGGAUACAAGAGUCAACUCUUACCCUCCUCGAAUGGUGCAGAUUAUGAACUGCAUGCAAUCAUAGCCACAGAAGAGUAUGCACAAUUAAUUCAAGAAGAAGAACGCAAGAAAAAGUUAGAGGAGAAUGUUUCUCAUAGGAAAGAGAAUAACGAGACUGAUGAUGCCUUUUUCAAUUUUAUUAUUGUAGACCCACAAAGAGAAAACAAACUAGCACAAGAUACAGAAGUGAUUGAUCUUGAAAAUGAUGAAGCAAUUGAUACCAAAUCAAAAUCGAAAUUCACUCUGGCUUUAUCUGUAUUGCAAAGUAUGACUGUUUCGGAAUUGCUAAUGCUUUUUAAAUAUAAAGCUCGUCUUCCCAAUGAAUUGAAUACGCAAAUAUUUAGGGACAAUGCAUUGUUAGAUCCGACAAGAAGGCUCGAUGAACUUGGCGCUAUAGAUAAACAAAUUUUAGAGGUGAAAUACAGUCUAGAUGAAUUAAGUGAGUUACAAGCUGAAGGAGGAGAGUUAGAUAUGGUAGAAGAAGAUGAUUUUGAUUUGGAAGAAAUACAAAAGGACAUGACCGCUACAAAUGAACAUAUCCCUAAUGACGUUGAUUCAAGGACGGAAUAUUUCUCUAUUUUUGUUGCAGGUAGUGACAAAAAGAGGUUUAAAGUAAGCGUUAAACCCAGCACCAAAAUAUCUGAUAUACUGAAUUUCUAUCGGCAAAAAUCAGGUCUUCCGUCCAGCACUAACCUGAAACUGGUCUUUGAUGAUGAUGAUAUGGAUCUGAAUGCUACUGUUGCUGAUACAGAAUUGGAAGAUGAGUUUAUGAUUGAUGCUGUAAUUCUGAACAGCUGAAGGUUAUAUACAGUCUUAGAAUCAAAAAAAAAGUAUGUAAGAAAAACGUUUAUAAAUAUUUGUAUCAAAUUAGUAAUAAUGUACAACAGGAAUGU